Molecule: messenger RNA, 546 nt
Organism: Melopsittacus undulatus (budgerigar)
Lineage: Eukaryota; Metazoa; Chordata; Aves; Psittaciformes; Psittaculidae
Product: U6 snRNA-associated Sm-like protein LSm5
Exons: 6
Coding region: 11-286 (91 amino acids)
Biological process (GO): mRNA splicing, via spliceosome
Cellular component (GO): Lsm1-7-Pat1 complex; U4/U6 x U5 tri-snRNP complex; U6 snRNP
Molecular function (GO): RNA binding
Source: RefSeq, a predicted model, not a curated record
UGGAUCCAACAUGGCGGCCAACGCCACCACCAACCCGUCCCAGCUCCUGCCCCUCGAGCUUGUGGACAAAUGCAUAGGUUCACGCAUCCAUAUUGUGAUGAAGAGUGAUAAAGAAAUCGUUGGAACACUUCUAGGAUUUGAUGACUUUGUUAAUAUGGUAUUAGAAGAUGUUACAGAAUUUGAGAUUACACCUGAGGGCAGAAGAAUCACGAAGCUAGACCAGAUUUUGCUAAAUGGAAAUAACAUAACAAUGCUGGUUCCUGGAGGAGAAGGACCUGAAGUAUAAAUUGAUACACUAAAAGAUGUCUUCUGCUAACUGGGUCUUAGCUCAAAGUACCAGGAGAACUUGCUUUAGCCUGCUAGAGAAGAAAGAAACUCCUUCCUCAGUCCCAGGGAGUGUGCUGCUUUGGAUUCAUUUGUUCUGAAUCUGCAAUUGCAAUGUUUAGAUUGCCCAGUGACAAUAUAUACCAUCAACUCCCUGAAUGGAUUUUCUUUUGUGCCCCCAUUUCCUUCUCCAGCUUUCUUAAAUCAAUUUUAAAUCUAUAU